Messenger RNA from Pelmatolapia mariae (spotted tilapia), 1959 nucleotides. Its product is annotated as tripartite motif-containing protein 16-like. NCBI's taxonomy places the organism in Eukaryota, Metazoa, Chordata, Actinopteri, Cichliformes, Cichlidae. The record is from RefSeq and is a predicted model, not a curated record. The coding region runs from base 1 to 1650 and encodes 549 amino acids. The transcript has a single exon. Gene Ontology annotation, molecular function: zinc ion binding; protein binding.
AUGGAUCAAACAAAAUUCUGCUGUUCAGUGUGUUUGGAUCUACUGAAGGAUCCGGUGACUAUUCCCUGUGGACACAGCUACUGCAUGAACUGUAUUAAAAGCUUCUGGGAUGAAGAAGAAGAGAAGAAAAUCUACAGCUGCCCUCAGUGCAGACAGACUUUCAUACCAAGGCCUGUCCUGGUGAAAAACACCAUGUUAGCAGAUUUAGUGGAGGAGCUGAAGAAGACUGGACUCCAAGCUUCUCCUGCUGAUCACUGCUAUGCUGGACCUGAAGAUGUGGCCUGUGACAUCUGUACUGUAAGAAAAAUAAAAGCCUUCAAGUCCUGUUUAGUCUGUCUGGCAUCUUACUGUGAGAAACACCUUCAGACUCAUAAUAUUGUUGCAGCUUCAUUCAAGAAACACAAGCUGGUGGAGCCCUCCAAGAAGCUCCAGGAGAACAUCUGCUCUCGUCAUGAUGAGGUGAUGAAGAUGUUCUGCCGUACUGAUCAGCAGAGUAUCUGUUAUCUCUGCUCUGUGGAUGAACAUAAAGGCCACGACACAGUCUCAGCUGCAGCAGAAAGGACUGAGAGGCAGAGAGAGCUGGAGGUGAGUCGACAAAACAUCCAGCAGAGAAUCCAGGACAGAGAGAAAGAUGUGAAGCUGCUUCAACAGGAGGUGGAGGCCAUCAAUCAGUCUGCUGAUCAAACAGUGGAGCACAGUGAGAAGAUCUUCACUGAGCUGAUCCAUCUCAUCCAGAAAAGAAGCUCUGAUGUGAAGCAGCAGAUCAGAUCCCAGCAGGAAACUGAAGUGAGUCGAGUCAAAGAGCUUGAGGAGAAGCUGGAGCAGGAGAUCACUGAGCUGAAGAGGAAAGAUGCUGAGCUGAAGCAGCUCUCACACACAGAGGAUCACAUCCAGUUUCUACACAACUACCCCUCACUGUCAGCACUCAGUGAGUCUACAGACUCAUCCAGCAUCAAUAUCCGUCCUCUGAGCUACUUUGAGGAUGUGACAGCAGCUGUGUCAGAGGUCAGAGAUAAACUACAGGACAUUCUGAGAGAGGAAUGGACAAACAUCUCACUGACAGUCACUGAAGUGGAUGUUUUACUGUCAGAUCCACCAGAGCCAAAGACCAGAGCUGGAUUCUUAAAAUAUUCACGUGAAAUCACACUGGAUCCAAACACAGCGCGCAUAUAUUUGUUAUUAUCAGAGGGGAACAGAAAAGUAACAUCAGUGAAACAACAACAGUCUUAUUCUGAUCAUCCAGACAGAUUCACUUAUUGGGGUCCAGCCUUGAGUAGAGAGAGUCUGACUGGACGUUGUUACUGGGAGGUGGAGUGGAGAGGGAGAGUUUUUGUAGCAGUCGCAUACAAGAAUAUCAGCAGAGCAGGGAGUGAAUGUGGAUUUGGACAUAAUGACAAAUCUUGGGCAUUAGAUUGUUACAACAACAGUUAUACAUUUUGGCAUAACAACAUCCAAAUUCCCAUCUCAGGUCCUCGUUCCUCCAGAGUAGGAGUGUACCUGGAUCACAGAGCAGGUAUUUUGUCCUUCUACAGCGUCUCUGAAACCAUGACUCUCCUCCACAGAGUCCAGACCACAUUCACUCAGCCGCUCUAUGCUGGACUUUGGCUUUACUAUUAUGGAGACACCGCUGAGUUGAUUAAAGUGAAAUAGACUGAAGUCUUUCAUAUUGUGGGUUUAAAUCUGUAUUUUAGUUUCAUUUUAUUUUCUCUCCAUCAUUUCUGCACAGAGAUCAGCUGUCAGUCAAACAUUAUGGGUGGUACCUCCACAUCUUCUAGUUGUUCUCUUGAUGUUUCUGAGUUUUUAAAGGAGAUCUUUCCUGUGACUGUUUAUGGAGGCUAUCACUGCUCAUCAUCAUUUUGAUUUACUCAAAUAUUUCUCCACAUGAAAAUGUAAACUUCUCUAUCCUCUAAAUGUUUCUGGAAUAUUUGUAUUGAAAAAUGUCGACAUUUCUCUUUAUGA